AUGUCCAGUCAACUCCAUCUACACCACUGUAACACUAUAAUCAAUUUCCAGUCAAUAUAUUUUGUACACUUCCAAUAUCGUUGUACAUUCUCAUCGAACGCGAAUAAUAACCAAGUCAACGACGACGACGAAGUAGACAGCCACAGAUACAGCCACAGUCACAACAACCACACCCACACACUCCAACAUCACUACCAAUUCAUUAUAUAUUCACCUCUGUAUAACUGCAUCACCGUCAUCAACUUAAAAGUGGCGUCAUUCUUUAAUAAGCUACACUCGACGUUCUCGUCCGAGUCCAGGUCGGCCACCUCACCAAAGAAGUCGCCAAGGACCCAGGCCUCACGUCCAGCCGUCCUCUCACCACGUUCAUCCCCAGUGCUCCAACACGCGCGAGUCCAGCAAAAUGACGAGCAGCCAACCUCACCUUAUCAACUGCGCAACAGCGGUGAGGCGCGCGAGGCUGGCAGCAGCACCAGCAGUGGACAUGGACAUGGACGCGGAUUCCUGACCUCAAGUCUCAAGAGCAUCAAAAGAAGAUUCAGCAUCACGAUCACUUCAUCUUCGGACGAGGAGAGCACUUACUCUUCAUGCAGCUCGUCUACAGCGUCACAGACUGAUUCACAGAGCAACUGUUCCAGCCUCAAGAGCAGCUCAAGUUCGAUCGACUUUGAGACCGACCCAGGUUACAACGACCCAUCGUCCAUCAAUGAGGAGAGCGAGGUUGUCAUUGAAGACUACUUCACUACGUAUUCGCCCACCGAGACAUACGGCCUGAGGAACAGCAAGUUGAAGCGUUGUCCAACCACCUUGACCAGAUUCUAUUUGUUGGAACGCUUCCCCGAGGAGGUCGAGCUGUCCAUCGUCUCCCACCUCACCGCACAAGACCUCAUCUCACUGUCAAUGGUUAACAAGCACUUCAACCGUCUAUCCAAUGACCGCACCCUUUGGAAGAAGGUGUGCAAGCGUAACGAAUGGCGCUCGGCCAUGAAGUAUGAUCCAUCCUUUGAAUACAAGGAAUACUACUUUGAGAAGAGAGCCAUAACUGCACAGAACUGCUUCAGAUGGAUAACACCAAAGUUUGCAGGACAGAUGCCGACAAAGAGGUUCAAGCAUACUUCAACCUUUGUCAAUGGCAAGAUCAUAUUUAUAGGAGGACAGGAGACAGAUACAAAGAGAUUCAAUGAUAUUAUAUACUAUGACACCGCAAACAAUACGUUCUCGCGACCAAUGAUCAAGGGCGACCGUGUGCCCAACUUCUCCCGCCACACCUCAACGCUGGUCGGCAACAGCAUCUAUAUAUUCGGUGGCUACGAUGGCCAUGGCACAAACUUUGACUUGGCCGUCUUCAACACAGCCAAUCGCACAUGGACUAAUGUGCCCAAGGAGUUUGUCCUUGGCGCUGCGCCCGUGUCUCGUACCAACCACGCAUCGGCAGCAGUAGGCUCAACUGUGUAUAUAUUUGGCGGCAACAACAACGAUCAGUUUGGUCGCUACCAGGUGCUGGACGACCUGCACGCACUCAACACCGAGACAAUGACAUGGGAGCAACCCGAGGUCACUGGCGAGCGACCAUGCGCCCGCAGCGGUCAUUGCAUGACAGCAAUUGGCAAGAAGUUAUAUGUCUUUGGCGGUGGCAUCUGGAACGAGACCAAUGGAUGGACUGACAAGUUCAAUGACGUUCAUGUGUUUGACACGACCACGCGCCAUUGGACCAAGGCCAUGACCAAGGGCGAGGUGCAGACCAGCACUUUCGCCAUCUCCUUCGCCGUUGGCCGCUAUAUGUUCAUCUUUGGCGGUGGCAGCAAGCCACGCCACUUUGUCACCAACGAUAUUUACAUACUGGACACCGAGAUGAUGGAGUGGACCACGCCAUUCAUCGCGGAGCCUCGUCCACCCGCACGCGACAUGGGCACUGCCUGUGUGGCGGGCGGCGAUGUAUACUUCAUGGGUGGAUACGCAGGCGGCGCCAUUGAAUACUUUAACAAACUGCACUUUAGUCAUAAGAUCCUAACAAACAUUGCCAUCCAGCAGUCGUCACUCUGUGGCAGUGGUGUAGGCAACACCAAUAGCCUGUUAUUACAAGGUAACAGUGUGAUGUAA
Molecule: messenger RNA, 2100 nt
Organism: Acytostelium subglobosum LB1
Lineage: Eukaryota; Evosea; Eumycetozoa; Acytosteliales; Acytosteliaceae
Exons: 3
Coding region: 1-2100 (699 amino acids)
Molecular function (GO): protein binding
Source: RefSeq, a predicted model, not a curated record